AUGGCUUCCUCCUCAUCUUCAUCAAAGAGACAUCCACUGUACCAUGGAAUCCGAUGCCGCGGAGGAAAAUGGGUUACUGAAAUCCGUGAGCCACGUAAGACCAACCGCAUAUGGCUGGGCACGUUCCCCACGCCGGAGAUGGCCGCCGCUGCUUACGACGUGGCGGCGCUGGCCCUGAAAGGCGGCGAAGCGGUUCUCAACUUCCCGGACUCAAUUGGCAAGUAUCCGGUUCCCGCGUCCAAAUCCCCUGCGGACAUCCGCACCGCAGCCAUCGCUGCAGCUGAACUCAUGAAGCCCGAAGCCAGCCACAGCAACGUUAAUACAGUAGCUCAGUCUGAUAACACCGAGGGUGGUGGUUACGAUGAUAAUGUCGUUGCUCCUUCGUAUGAAACUGAAUUUGUAGACGAGGAAGCCAUAUUCUCCAUGCCGAGUUUGUUGGUCGACAUGGCUGAGGGAAUGCUACUAACCCCUCCCAGAAUGAGCUCACCCUCUGAUAACUGGCCCGAAAAUUAUUCUGGAGAAAAUUUGUGGAACUUUUGA
Molecule: messenger RNA, 540 nt
Organism: Sphenostylis stenocarpa
Lineage: Eukaryota; Viridiplantae; Streptophyta; Magnoliopsida; Fabales; Fabaceae
Source: the annotation of a GenBank genome assembly